UAUCGCUUAGAUAAACGCUUAUGCGACACUUUAUAUGACAAUUUAAAUACAGCAACAACGUAUUCGCUGUUCUAGUAAUUGAAUGUUAAAAAGUUAAAUCUACAUGUAACGCUAGAAGAUGGAUAUUAAGGAUUCUGACGAACUUAAAGAAAUAUACUGCGAAUCGUGCUACAGAGAUGAACUUAAAGGCUCUUGUGCUGAUGGAUUCUGUGUGAACUGUGUAGAAUACUUAUGUGCAACGUGCAUAAGGUAUCAUAAGAAACAUUUAGCGGAUCAUGUUCUACAUAACAAAAGCAAUAUGCCCCAGGAAAUUUGCUAUGAACAUUGUGAACUACAUCCAAACGAACCGAUAAAAUUUUACUGCGAUUCAUGCGACGUUUUUGCUUGUUCAAGUUGCAAUGUCAAGAUGCAUAUUCGUCACGCUGUUCAGCCGUCGUAUCGUCUAUCUAGCGAGUUUGAAACAAGCGAAGAGUUUAAACUCUUGAAUGAACAGCUGAAUGAAGCAGAAAAAGAUGCAGCCAAUUUAAGGAGAAGAUUAGAAGCUAAUGCUAUCAGUUGUGCAGAGAGUAAACAAAAUUUGGAAACGUCCCUUGUUGAGCAGAAAGAUAAGCUUAUUGCAUCAUUUGACAUUUUCAAAACAGAUAUUAAUAGGUGUGUGGAUAAACUGGAAAAAGACAACGAAAAUAAGAUUCAGGCGCAGUUGAGGGACGUUUCUUUGAUUGAAUCGAAUAUAAUGUCUGUGAAAACAACAUUGAGAAAGGCCACUCAUGGCUACAAGCUUUUCAUGGAGACAAAAAAAUCGAAGCAGGUAAUGAAACCGUUGAGACUUAAAAUAGCUGACAUGAAGGGCUGUAUUGGUAUUACUGAAUACAGCUAUGAACCGCGUGAUGUAACACCGAAUGGACAAUUCGGUUUUAUAAAGAUAGACGGUCAGAAACAUUUUAUUUCUCCAGUAACAGCUGAAUCAGAUGUAAAAACAGCGACAGAAACACGUUUUUGUCAAGUUCUCAAUCGAAUACAAAAGCUGUUACUGAUUUUUGCUAUGCUUCUUUGGGCAUUUACUGUGCCUUAUGGUAUGCUGUUAUUGGUUAAGAUUCUGUUAUGUGCUGUGAUCAUCACUUCUCUUUUAUACUUCGGUUCGACUGAUUUGUCGUUUGUUGCAGUUUGUAAGUGUGUGAUAAAAUUUGUGUUUGAUGCAACAGCUGUUAUAUUUCUGCUUAUAAUUUCAGGUUUUUUGGUUAAUCAUAUUUAUAUAAACAGGUGGAAUUUAUACACUACUUAUACCGAAAUAUUUGAAAUGUCUUAAAAUAAGAUCAACCGUUAGAGUUAGAAAAAAGUCAAUGUUGUGAAAUCAUUCAAUUCGUAAAUUGUCGUUUUUUAGGCCUCAAUAGCUUUUUCUUGGCAACAUAAAUUCGUGGAUGUUAAAUUUUAGAUUUUUUUUGUAUUAAUGGUUACCUGCACGUGUCAUACAGCUCUGCUAUGGAUACCGAAUUGACAAUCUUCGUUGCGGUGGGCGGAGGGAUAAGCGAGUGAUUAUGCGCCAAGUCACGUCAGUGUUAUCUCGUAAUUACGAUCAAUAGUCAAAUUUUGAGACAAUCAAUACGAAAAUGUUGGCGCCAAUUUAAAGACACAUGUGAUAUGGUUUAGCAUUCAUGUUUGUAUUAUUAUCAAAGAGAUACGAUUUGUUUUGCGAAAAUGUGUUUUUUUCUUCAUGAAUACGUUUUUUUAAUUGUUGUCGCCCCAUUUACCUGCACGAUAAAAAGAGAGUAUCUAGCGUUUUUCAAGUUAAAAGUUCUUACAAAAUUCCUUUAAACAUCAUAUUUUUAAUUUAAACGUUCGCUAAUACGUACAUAUUUUGUUUGCUGUAAUAGUAUUGAGUUAUAGAUCCAUGAAAAAAUUACACCUCGCCCAGGGCUCGAACUCGCGACCCCGCGAUUCUGAGCUAAGCGGGCGGGCUAAUGAAGCAUUAGAACCCUAAAUGUAUGUACUUUAGCCAACCUUUCAAAUGUAACAAUUGUCAUCUUCCUAAUUUUGUUUUCGAGAUGUGAGGUCUAAAAAGUUUUAAAUAUACUACACUUAUAUUUGCUUAAGGAACAUUCACAAAAUGUUUGAUAGACUAAGUAUUAUUGUAGAAAUGCCAUCUUUCCAAAUCGUCUCCAGUUAUGUUAAUGAUUUUGAAAUCGAUAUUGAAAAGGCAUGUUGGUAUACCUGUAUAUACAUUUGAAUAUUUUCCCAACUCUAUAGGAGUUUGAUUAUUUUAUAAUCUGUUUAUAUUUGAUUACUCGUAUAUUCAUUUCUAUUUUAAUUUGAAUUUCUUAAAAUCUGUGCUUUUUGUUUGUGUAACAAUCUAAUUUACUUUGUAUUGACCUAAUUAAAAUAAAAUUAGUUAAACGUAAA
Messenger RNA from Mercenaria mercenaria, 2397 nucleotides. RefSeq lists its product as uncharacterized. Gene Ontology annotation, molecular function: ubiquitin-protein transferase activity; zinc ion binding. The record is from RefSeq and is a predicted model, not a curated record. The coding region runs from base 119 to 1306 and encodes 395 amino acids. Gene Ontology annotation, cellular component: chromatin; nucleoplasm. The transcript has a single exon. Gene Ontology annotation, biological process: positive regulation of DNA-templated transcription. NCBI's taxonomy places the organism in Eukaryota, Metazoa, Mollusca, Bivalvia, Venerida, Veneridae.